AUGCGAGGUCGCGCGGCGCUGGCCUGGAAAGAGAGCGGCGAGGGCCCGCAGCGCGCGCAGGAAACCGCGCUCGCUCGCCCAGGAAGACCCGGAGCCCGGGAGCGCGCCCGCCGCAGCCCCGCCCUCGGCCGAGAGCUCCGCCCUUUCGAGCGCAGCCCCGCCCCGCGGACCGAACGCCCCGCCCCGCGCACGCGCGAGUUCGCCCGCCGCCAGGCUCUUCCCGCUCGCCGUAGCUUCCGGGCCCGCCCACCCCCGAGCUUCGUUUCCGGCUCGGAGCCUGACGGCCGCGGCGCGCCUGGGCUCGGGCUCUCCGGCCGCUUCCGUCGCCCGCGUUCCUCCCGCGUCUCCCUGACCGGGGCGCGGGGUCUCCGGCCGCGAGCGUCCGCGCGUCAUGGCCGGGGCCCGGCGCGUCCGGCCGGGGCCGAGGCCGCCCUCCGCCGCCCGCGCACUCCCGUGGCCCCUGGGCCCGCCGGCGCCGGCCCGGGCCUGAGCGCCGCCCGUCGCGCCCAUGGCGGCGGCGAGGCGCCGUCGCCAUCGCCGCCGCCCGCCCGCCUCGCCGAGCCGGAGCCCGAGCCCGAGGCCUCGCCCGAGCCCGAGCUGGCGCAGCUGCGGCGGAAGGUGGAGAAGCUGGAGCGCGAGCUGCGGAGCUGCCGGCGGCAGGUGCGGGAGGUGGAGCGGCUGCUGCACCACACGGAGCGGCUGUACCAGAGCGCCGAGACCAGCAACCAGGAGCUCCGCACGCAGGUGGAGGAGCUCAGGAAGGUGCUGCACUGCGCGAGGAGCAGAGCCAGCGGGAAGGCUGACGUGGAGGUGCAGACCGAGGACGGCGCUCCCUGGGCGCGCUCAGAUUAUUAUUACCAGACAUAUUAUAACGAUGACAGUCUUCCCAGUCAAGUCACGGAACUCGCGGCUCAGCAGUGCCAGCGUGCUGAAGCUCCAGCUCUGACUUCCGCAGACCAGUCACAGCCAGAGCGUGCUGCUUACGCCGACCCCGCUGAGUGCGCCCCUGGGCACCACCUCGCCCCGGAUGCGGAGGGGCCGGCGUCUGCGUCAGCAGCUGAAGGGGCGCCCUCGGGAGGUUCGUCGCUGGCCGAGAGUCUGAGAGCCGCCGCGGAGGCUGCCGUGUCGCAGACGGGCUUCAGCUACGACGAGAGCACUGGGCUCUACUUUGACCACAGCACUGGUUUCUAUUACGACUCCGAAAACCAGCUAUACUACGACCCCUCCACUGGCAUCUAUUACUACUGCGACGUGGACAGCGGGCGCUAUCAGUUUCAUUCUCGAGUGGAUCUGCAGCCUUACCAGACUCCUGCCACAAGACAGAGUAAGGAUAAAAAAUUAAAGAAGAAAAGAAAGGAUCCAGAUAGCUCUACAACAACUGAAGAAAAGGACGCGAGUUCAGCAGACCAGAAGGCUGCCAGCGUGGAAUGCGCAAGCCGCGGCGAGGGGGAGAGUUGUGCAGAUGGGAGGAAGAAGGCCAGAACGGACGUUGACCACAGACACAGUCCUCCCCGAGGUGGCGCAGAGUCCCCUCCCUGUGACGGCGCCACGAAUGCCGCAGCAGAGGACGCCGGGAAAGGCCCAGAGACCGACAGUGAGCCGGAGGAAGGUGAAAUUACAGACUCGCACACCGAGGGCACUAGUGAGGAGGACGGCGGCGGUGUGGACACCGAGGAGGAGGAUGAGGAGAAGAUCUGGCCCCCGUGUAUUAGAGUGAUCGUUGUCCGGUCCCCGGUGCUGCAGACAGGGUCGCUGUUCAUCAUUACCGCUGUGACCCCUGCGACGAUCGGAAGAGAGAAGGACAUGGAACACACCUUGCGCAUCCCUGAAGUCGGUGUCAGUAAGUUUCAUGCGGAAGUGCAUUUUGACCACGACUUACAAAGCUACGUCCUGGUGGAUCAAGGCAGUCAGAACGGCACGACUGUCAACGGGAAGCAGAUUCUCCAGCCAAAAGCCAGGUGUGCCCCUCACGUGCUGGAGCACGGGGACGAGGUGAGAAUCGGGGAGACCGUGCUGUCCUUCCACAUCCACCCCGGCAGCGAGACGUGCGAUGGCUGCGAGCCGGGGCAGGUGAGGGCGCACCUGCGCCUCGAUCAGAAGCACGAAGCUCUCGGUACUGGUCCAGCACUAAGUAAAGGAAAAGAGUUGGAAAGGAGAAAAGAAUUAAAGAAAAUACGAGUGAAAUAUGGUUUACAGUUAUGGAAUACAGAUUAUGAAGAUGAAACCUUGAAGAAUCCAAAAUACAAAGAUCGAGCUGGGAAGCGCCAGAGAGCAGGUGGGAGUGAAGGGCCCUUCCUGAGGAUGAUGCUCCGCGUCUCAGUGGAGUCUGAAAUCACAGAGAGCAACAAAGGCCGGAAGAUGUUGGAGAAGAUGGGCUGGAAGAGAGGCGAGGGUCUGGGAAAGGACGGCGGCGGCGUGCGCGCUCCGAUCCAGCUGCAGCUUCGGCAGGCGCACGCGGGCUUGGGGACCGGCAAGCCGUCCUCCAUUGAAGAGGUUCCCCUCCUCCAGAACAAGAGCAGAAAGAACUGGGACAAAGCACGAGAGAGGUUUGCCGAGAACUUCCCGGAAGCCAGGCCGCCCCGAGAUGCGCCGGGCAGCGCGCCUUGGGUGAAAGGGGCUGCAGAGUGAAGCCAGUCGCAACGCAGCCGGGAGCUUGGAAGUCUCCGCGCACGCGAAACUGCGUCUCGACAGGUCAGCGGCACAGGGACCCGUGUCACAGCUGCCGCCCACGUGUAGGCCUGUAAUAAAGCAGUUACAGGGACUGGAUCAGGGCGUGUGCUGAGCGGACUAAAGUUCACGGGCAGAGUGGCCGCAGGCUGUGUUACUUGGUCUGGUCGGCACAACACCAGUGCGCGGCUUCAUGAGCUGCAUCUUGUCCUUGUCCCGGCGAUGCACAGCAGCAGGGGACAAAUCCAGGGUUCACUGGAGCAGUGUUGGCCUCCACGCAUCCCUGUUCACGCACUUAGAGGACGUUGAGAAGAUGUGGGCGAUGGUGCGAUUUGGGGGGAGCAGCCCAGAGCUCGUGCACAGCUGACGCUGGUGGGAGAUCCCACGGCCACUCAUUUCUUCUGUGAAGAAUCUGGAUGUGUGUUCUGUGUUCCGCACUCACGCUUGUUAGUUCCGUAGCAGCUGAGGUUCCAGGUGAGAACAGUGGAAGCAGCGCGGCGUGCUGGCUGUUGGGGUUGUGUUCAGUACCAUUGCGGGCAGUGGAGUUUGCUAGGGAUACCAGGUCUGCAGUGCCAGGGUUUCCUAGCCUCAGCCUCACAAUAGUGAUGGAGUGUUGACAAAUGCAAUAAAAAAUGACAACGUUGA
This is a messenger RNA of Oryctolagus cuniculus (rabbit), 3312 nucleotides long. Lineage: Eukaryota; Metazoa; Chordata; Mammalia; Lagomorpha; Leporidae. The record is from RefSeq and is a predicted model, not a curated record.